Molecule: messenger RNA, 597 nt
Organism: Aureobasidium pullulans EXF-150
Lineage: Eukaryota; Fungi; Ascomycota; Dothideomycetes; Dothideales; Saccotheciaceae
Exons: 1
Coding region: 1-597 (198 amino acids)
Source: RefSeq, a predicted model, not a curated record
AUGAGCAUUAAAGCUGUUCCAAAAGCCGAAUAUCUUCAACACCUGCAGCCACAAACCAUGACAGUAAACCUAGUGGUUGGCAUUAUCAGCAUAGCUCCCGCUCGAACGGUAACGAUACGCAAGGGAGGCUACGACAUGGAGAUCAUCGAGCUCACAGUUGGAGAUGAGACCAAAGCAGGCUUCACUAUCAGUUCCUGGCAUUCGGCUCAAGAUCCUCGCAGCAAGACUGUGGAUCAGUCACGCAAAGUUUUGCAAUCACUACGUCCUCAAGACAUUGUGUUGAUCGAACGAGUGGCAUUGAGCUCGUUCAGGGGUGCUGUGUUCGGCCAGUCUCUUAAUCGGAAGGCGACCAAAAACACCACCGCAUUCACCGUCUUACACAAGGCGCAUGAAUUCCGCUCGGAUAGCGUGCAGCAAUCGAGUCUGCCCCCUGCAAUCGAGCACAAGCUCGAAAGGGUUCGAGAAUGGGUUUCAAGUUUCGUUGGACCAAGUGCGAAGCGCAAAGCACAGCAUGAGCCUCUCUCACAUGCUGGACAGAAGAAGGGAAGGAAGCAUGCAUUGACGGAGGACUUUUUGCCGGCGGACUCUCAGCCUUGA